Labeo rohita (rohu) is the source of this 1737-nucleotide messenger RNA. Its product is annotated as ribonuclease inhibitor-like. Gene Ontology annotation, molecular function: protein binding. Lineage: Eukaryota; Metazoa; Chordata; Actinopteri; Cypriniformes; Cyprinidae. The annotation marks the transcript as partial. The record is from RefSeq and is a predicted model, not a curated record. The transcript is spliced from 10 exons.
UUAUAGACUUUCAAACUGCAGUAUCACUGAAGAAGGUUAUAAAGCUCUGGCUUCAGCUCUGAGAUCAAACCCUUCACACCUGAUAGAGCUGGAUCUCACAGGAAAUGAUCCUGGACAAUCAGGAGUGAAGGAGCUCAGUGAUUUACUACAGGAUCCAAACUGUCAACUUAAGACACUGAGGUUUUUGGAUCCUGCUGCAGAUGAAGCCUGUCAGUAUGUGACUGGAAUUGUGGGUAAAAACCUGUUACUCCUGAGAGAGCUGAAUCUGAGUGGACAUGAACUAGGAGACACACGAGUGAAUCAGAUCGCUGCUCUACUGCAGGAUAAACACUGUCAACUCAACACACUGAUUCUGAAUAACACCUGUAUCACAGAAGGAGGUUGUCAUGUUCUGGCUGCAGCUCUAAAUUCAAACCCUUCAAAUCUGACAGAGCUGGAUCUGAGUGAGAAUAAACUAGGAAACACAGGAAUGAAGAUCAUCUUGACUCUGUUUGAAAAUGUACAGUGUAGACUGGAAAAGCUGAAGCUUUCAGACUGCAGUAUCACUGAAGAAGGUUAUAAAGCUCUGGCUUCAGCUCUGAGAUCAAACCCUUCACACCUGAUAGAGCUGGAUCUCACAGGAAAUGAUCCUGGACAAUCAGGAGUGAAGGAGCUCAAUGAUUUACUACAGGAUCCAAACUGUCAACUCAAGACACUGAGGUUUUUGGGUCCUGCUGCAGAUGAAGCCUGUCAGUAUGUGACUGGAAUUGUGGGUAAAAACCCGUUACUCCUGAGAGAACUGAAUCUGAGUGAACAUGAACUAGGAGACACACGAGUGAAUCAGAUCGCUGCUCUACUGCAGGAUAAACACUGUCAACUCAACACACUGAUUCUGAAUAACAACUGUAUCACAGAAGGAGGUUGUCAUGUUCUGGCUGCAGCUCUAAAUUCAAACCCUUCAAAUCUGACAGAGCUGGAUCUGAGUGAGAAUAAACUAGGAAACCCAGGAAUGAAGAUCAUCUUGACUCUGUUUGAAAAUGUACAGUGUAGACUGGAAAAGCUGAAACUUUCAGACUGCAGUAUCACUGAAGAAGGUUAUAAAGCUCUGGCUUCAGCUCUGAGAUCAAACCCUUCACACCUGAUAGAGCUGGAUCUCACAGGAAAUGAUCCUGGACAAUCAGGAGUGAAGGAGCUCAAUGAUUUACUACAGGAUCCAAACUGUCAACUCAAGACACUGAGGUUUUUGGGUCCUGCUGCAGAUGAAGCCUGUCAGUAUGUGACUGGAAUUGUGGGUAAAAACCCGUUACUCCUGAGAGAGCUGAAUCUGAGUGAACAUGAACUAGGAGACACACGAGUGAAUCAGAUCGCUGCUCUACUGCAGGAUAAACACUGUCAACUCAACACACUGAAUCUGUGUUUAUGCAGAAUUACAGAGGAACAGUGUCUCAUCCUGACUUCAGCUCUGAAAUCAAACCCAUCACACCUGAGAGAACUGGACCUGAGAGGAAAUGAACUAGGAGACUCUGGAGUGAAAAACCUCAGUGAUCUACUGAUGAACACACAAUUCAAGCUGGAGAAACUAGAUCUGUGUGGAUGCAGAAUUACAGAGGAACAGUGUCUCAUCCUGACUUCAGCUCUGAAAUCAAACCCAUCACACCUGAGAGAACUGGACCUGAGCUUGAAUCAAAUAACAAACACAGGAGUGAAUCACUUAUGUGACGUACUGAAGGAUUCACAAUGUAAACUGGAGAGAUUGAG